AUGGCUGAAGCUGGAUUCAUUCAUUGCCCUCGUGAGAAUGCUUCUGACGUGGCACAAUGUUUUAUAUGCUUUGAAGAAUUAGAGGGAUGGGAACCUGAUGAUGACCCCAUGGAGGAGCACGGUAAACACUCUCCCAACUGUGCGUUUCUUGCUCUAGAGAAAGACAUUUGUGACCUGACAGUAGAGGAAUUCAUGAAACUUCGUACAGAGAGGAUAAAAAAUAUGAUUGUGAGUAUAACUUUCAAGGAACCAUUAACUUAG
Messenger RNA from Ahaetulla prasina, 261 nucleotides. Its product is annotated as baculoviral IAP repeat-containing protein 5-like. The transcript has 2 exons. The coding region runs from base 1 to 261 and encodes 86 amino acids. Lineage: Eukaryota; Metazoa; Chordata; Lepidosauria; Squamata; Colubridae. The record is from RefSeq and is a predicted model, not a curated record.